Molecule: messenger RNA, 1557 nt
Organism: Acomys russatus (golden spiny mouse)
Lineage: Eukaryota; Metazoa; Chordata; Mammalia; Rodentia; Muridae
Gene: Nr2f1
Product: nuclear receptor subfamily 2 group F member 1
Exons: 3
Coding region: 97-1359 (420 amino acids)
Biological process (GO): negative regulation of transcription by RNA polymerase II; cell differentiation; anatomical structure development
Molecular function (GO): RNA polymerase II cis-regulatory region sequence-specific DNA binding; zinc ion binding; nuclear receptor activity
Source: RefSeq, a predicted model, not a curated record
CCCUUCCCCUUCCCCUUCCCCUCCCAGCGCGCCCGCGCGCCCCUCGGCCCUCGGCGAGCAGCUCGGCUCCCCCCAGCGCUCCCCGGGCCCAAAGAUAUGGCAAUGGUAGUUAGCAGCUGGCGAGAUCCGCAGGACGACGUGGCCGGGGGCAACCCCGGCGGCCCCAACCCCGCAGCGCAGGCAGCCCGCGGCGGCGGCGGCGGCGAGCAGCAGCAGGCGGGCUCCGGCGCGCCGCACACGCCGCAGACCCCGGGCCAGCCUGGAGCGCCCGCCACCCCCGGCACGGCGGGGGACAAGGGCCAGGGCCCUCCCGGUUCAGGCCAAAGCCAGCAACACAUCGAGUGCGUGGUGUGCGGGGACAAGUCGAGCGGCAAGCACUACGGCCAAUUCACCUGCGAGGGCUGCAAAAGUUUCUUCAAGAGGAGCGUCCGCAGGAACUUAACUUACACAUGCCGUGCCAACAGGAACUGUCCCAUCGACCAGCACCACCGCAACCAGUGCCAAUACUGCCGCCUCAAGAAGUGCCUCAAAGUGGGCAUGAGGCGGGAAGCGGUUCAGCGAGGAAGAAUGCCUCCAACCCAGCCCAAUCCAGGCCAGUACGCACUCACGAACGGGGAUCCCCUCAAUGGUCACUGCUACCUGUCUGGCUACAUCUCGCUGCUGCUGCGCGCAGAGCCCUACCCCACGUCGCGUUAUGGCAGCCAGUGCAUGCAGCCCAACAACAUCAUGGGCAUCGAGAACAUCUGCGAGCUGGCCGCACGCCUCCUCUUCAGCGCCGUCGAGUGGGCACGCAACAUCCCGUUCUUCCCGGAUCUGCAGAUCACCGACCAGGUGUCUCUGCUACGCCUCACCUGGAGCGAGCUGUUCGUGCUCAACGCGGCCCAGUGCUCCAUGCCCCUGCACGUGGCGCCGCUGCUGGCCGCUGCGGGCCUGCAUGCCUCACCCAUGUCCGCGGACCGCGUCGUGGCCUUCAUGGACCACAUCCGCAUCUUUCAGGAACAGGUGGAGAAGCUCAAGGCCCUGCACGUCGACUCGGCCGAGUACAGCUGCCUCAAAGCAAUCGUGCUGUUCACGUCAGAUGCUUGUGGCCUGUCGGAUGCUGCCCACAUCGAAAGCCUGCAGGAGAAAUCGCAGUGUGCACUGGAGGAGUAUGUGAGGAGCCAGUACCCCAACCAGCCCAGCCGCUUUGGCAAACUGCUGCUGCGAUUGCCCUCUCUUCGCACAGUGUCCUCUUCUGUCAUCGAGCAGCUCUUCUUCGUCCGUUUGGUAGGUAAAACCCCCAUUGAAACUCUCAUCCGAGAUAUGUUGCUGUCCGGGAGCAGUUUCAACUGGCCUUACAUGUCCAUUCAGUGCUCCUAGGCCUUGGGUGUUUCCCACCUGCCCCUGCCCUCGACCCCCUAGAGACUAAGAGGAUUCACCCUGACCAAGGACUCAAAAGCCUUUGGGGAUGCUAGUAUGAUGGACCAGGCAGGCCAGGCAGAGGGGAGGAGGGCUGGAAACAAGAACAGCCCACUCUGCAGGAAUGCAACCUGAGCUACAAACCAGGAGAAAAAGAGA